AAACACGGUUGGUAGAAAAAAGAAAAAGGUAUUGAUGUCAAUUUUCGAUACUCCGGUUGCAGAGCUGCUGGAAUUCUUCCUCACCAUUGUCGGAAAAGGAGCACUUACCGAGAAACGACGGUGAGUUCCUCCAUCGGAAUGGUGAUCUGAUCUUCGUAUUAAGUGGUGUUAUUCGUCAUGGGGAACCGAUUCAGUCGUGAUAGACGGAGUUCCAAAGACAAACUGCUUUCAAGAGUUUCAACCACACCGAAGAGCAGUGUCAGUCUCAGUAACGCUGGGCUUGUAACGAAGGAUUUUUUGCAUGAACCAGUGACGGAAUCUUGGAGAGAAGUAAACGACCAGAAUCUCAUGCCGAAGAUGCCCGCAUUGCCACAGCCUGAACCAGAACCAACUAUUGUCACUGAAGUGUUUGUCGCUUUGUAUCAUUACGAUUCUCGCACCGAUGAAGAUUUAAGCUUCAAGAAGGGGGAACAUCUUGAAAUACUAAACGACUCGAAGGGUGAUUGGUGGUUCGCCAGGAGCAAGGCAACAAAGCUUGACGGUUACAUUCCUUCCAAUUACGUCGCCAAGCUGAUGUCAAUCGAAGCUGAACCAUGGUAUUUCGGGAAAAUCAAAAGAAUUCAAGCUGAGAAGAAGCUCUUGAUGCCGAAUAACUUCCACGGAGCGUUUUUAAUUCGUGACAGUGAAAGUCGCAGGAAUGAUUAUUCUCUUUCUGGCAGGACGAACGCAGAGGUGUUGGAUGAUGUGGAAAAAGGAUAUCGCAUUCCUUGUCCCGCCGGUUGUCCGGGCAGAUUACACGAGAUCAUGUUGGAGUGCUGGCGAGAAGAUCCGUUAAAAAGGCCGACGUUUGAAACUCUGCAAUGGAAGCUUGAGGAGUUCUUCAACCACGUGACUCUUGUGAUGUCUCUUUUUGCGGCGUUGUACGACUUCGAUUCUCAAAUCAACGGGCAAUUGACUUUCAAGUGCGGGGAAAGGUUUAUUUUAUUGGAUAAAGCAUGUGGAGAUUGGUGGAAUGUGAAGAGACUGAAUGAUGAGAAGGAAGGGUUCAUUCCAUCAAACUACGUGGAAGCUGUUCCAAGUCAUGAAUCUCAAGAGUGGUAUUUCGGUGAUAUUUCAAGGUCUUCCGCUGAAAAUCUUUUGCGAAAGCCUCAGAAUUCAAAGGGAUCUUUCUUGAUUCGGAACCAGCAAAGCAAAGGACACAAGUUCACACUUUCUGUUCGCAAGAAUGAUGAUGCCGUUCAGCAUUACAGAAUUUUCCAGGAAGGAAAGAAGGAGUCUUACGUUUUGCUAAAAAAGUCGUUUGACACGCUCGUUGAUCUGGUCGAGUGUCUUUCAACGAUUGAUGAUCCCGCUUAUCCGAAGCUAUGUAGACCGUGCUUCCCGGAUUCCGGAAACGCAGACCAUGCCAGACCAGCAGAUUCGAAAGACCAUUGGGAGAUUGAUAGAUCCGAAGUGAUUCUUACGAAACCCUUGGGCGAAGGGCAUUUCGGCAUUGUGUAUGAAGGUGUGCUGAAUGGAAAACAAGUUGCCGUAAAAACUUUUAAAGUGGGUAAGUGGGAGCGUCAGCGAAAUUUUGAAAGUUGAAAUUGCAUUUAUUUUCGUGACGGACAUUUUGGAGAGUACUUUUUUGUGUGACGAGAAGUGCUGGCGUUGGAAAAUUUUUGAUCGUUACGGACGGUUCCAGCGGAAAUGAGACGAGUUACUCGAAUGAACGGCCAGUGAAAUUGUAGAAUUCGUGAUUCUACAGUUGAUUUUUCUGAAGGAAUUUGGGAAUGAAUACAUUUUUCUGUUUAGGAAAUUCUGCGGAAGAAGAAUUUCUUGCCGAAGCCAAGUUGAUGAAAGAUCUGACGCACCCGAACCUGCUGAAGUUGAUUGCGAUCUGUACUUCCGGAAGACCCAUAUAUAUUGUUCUAGAGUUCAUGGAGAAUGGGUGUCUUCUGGACUAUAUGAAGAAACGAAAAGGUACUUUUCUGAUCCUGCUUAUAGUGUCGUUGAAGCUUGAUUAAAAUCUCAGACCAGUUGUGUCAUGUUCAAACAAGCUAAUCCAUUUUCUCUGUUUCCCCCCGAACGUGCGCUGCAGCUUGAAUCAUUUUUCCCAAGUAUUUUGCACGAUGGACUGUACGAAGUUCUUUCGGUUGAAACUGCUAUGUCUCAGAAGCGUUGAUACUGAAAAGCAAAAUUUCUGUUCAGGUUAAAAUUCACGCCGGAAUGUCACGAAAACCACUUCGUCCUUCAUGUUUUCCAUAUUUUGGUUGCAGACUUGAAGAAAAAAUCCCUGUGAAAAAAUAGUGACGAACUCUCACAAAUGCUGAUUUACAGUAUUUCAUGCUAGAUUUUGAGGUUUUCUGGAGAAAUUUUUUUUAAACUGGGCUUGAAUAUUAAAAUAUUCUACCGAAUUGUGGUCUGCUCAUUUUUGAAUCUUGAUAACCGUGAAUCUUUUUCAUAUGACAGAAAAACGGAAGCCUCUGUCUACUUGCGAAAUGUGCAGUUUUGCUGCUCAAAUCGCCAGUGGAAUGGAAUACUUAGAAGCUAGAAACUAUGUGCAUUGCGAUCUAGCUGCUCGAAACAUCUUGGUCGACCAGAAUGAGUCUGUAAAAAUCGCCGAUUUCGGUUACACCAGGCUGGUUUCUGUGAGUAGAUCUCGUCGUUUCAGCCGCCCGCUUGCAGGUUUAGUGAUGCAAUUUUUCAUUGCUCCUUUGUCAUCAACAGCAUAUGGCGUGAAUCGUUUUCAUUGUUAAUUUUUUCUUCGGUCCUUUUCAUGGCUUUACUUAUUACUGUCGUUGAAACUAAAUUACCCUCCAGGAUGAACAGAAACACGUGAUUUUAUCCUCCGACAUUCCUAUCAAGUGGACUGCACCGGAAGCAGUGAAGAACAAAACUUUUUCCACGAAAUCUGACGUUUGGUCGUACGGAGUUUUGCUAUGGGAAAUCGUAACUUGUGGUGACUUUCCCUACGCAAAGAUGAAUAACAAGCAAGUUGUAUCACAACUGAUUCGUGGUUACCGUAUGCCAAAACCACUUCGUUGUCCAGACGAAUUGUACAGGAUCAUGUUGGAUUGUUGGAACAUCGUCCCCGAAAGUCGACCGGAUUUUCGUAUGUUGAAAAUGGACCUGGAUACAUUGUGUGCAUAUGACUUCAAUUGCUGAACUGUCGAGGCUACAUUUAAUCGCAGUUUGGAUUCCGUCGCGCAGGAGUGAAUUUCAAAGCAGUUGUAUAAUCACACACUUUACUGGCUUCAUUUUCCUUACAAAAUUUCAUGAAUAAAUACUUUCUCAAUGCGCAAAUUGCGCAUUUACUCACAGUUUACGUGACAAGUUCAUACAAAUAAGUUCAGUUCAAUUUCUCGGAAAUGAAUUUCUUACGAAAAAGUAUUUAAGAUCCUGGAAUAAACCCGUGAAGCUUUCGAGAUGAGUUGUGGAAACAAAAUUGCUGCAGAAGGAUAAAUAAAUUACGGUCUUGUGUCACUGA
Messenger RNA from Notodromas monacha, 3469 nucleotides. Lineage: Eukaryota; Metazoa; Arthropoda; Ostracoda; Podocopida; Cyprididae. The record is from the annotation of a GenBank genome assembly.